CGUCGCCUUGCCACCUCUGCGACGAUUUAAUCAGGUACGCUUCGCAUUACCCAUUUCCCAUCUCAAAUUGGUUGAUUCCACGGCCCCUGAUCCCUCUCUUCGUUGUCGCCCUUCCAUAUGCCCAUCUCGUCACUGCCUUCCAAUUUCUACGCUGUGCCAUUGCGCAGUCCCCCCAUGAUCCACGCCGCCCUUCCUGCCAGGUUGGAGGUGCCUGACACUCGCGGCCUCUCCGAGUUCCCACUGCCCGCACGGCUAAUCCCCACAACAUGUUUGGGUUUCUGCUUCAGGUCGGCCGGCCAAGAUUCCCUUCUUCGCUGUUCCCCUCGCAUUCCUUUCCAUGCUGGUAGGGAAUAUGGCUGCUAGGCUCAUGGCAAAGGCCGCGGAAUGGUACGAGAGUCUUGAGAACUUACUCGGGGCAGCCUGGUGUGUCUAGCCCCUGGGCUCCGUCCAAGGUGUGAAUGCUCCCAGGAUAGCCAUCGCUCACCUUGACCCAUUGUCCCGGAAUUGACUCCUGUCUGUGCCUCAACGGCGGACCCAACGGAUCCUGGACUUUUCCCUCCCACUCUUUUCCUCGGCUGGACCCGCGUUUGUCAUUUGCCAGGUGACUGCAUCUUGGCUCGCCCUCACUUUUCUCGGAUUGUGCCGUCGCCCUCCUGCACUGCUCCUCUUUCACAUGACCUUUUACUUCCUUGGACUUCUUGUGACUAUGCCCAUGUCUUGUCGCCUGUUUCACUCUCAAGAGCCUUUUUGCAUAGAUAGUUUUGCGCUGCAGGCGCAGCAACUGUCGAAAUGGCGGGCUUUGGACUGACAUCGCCGACUUCAGACCAGCAGCCGCCGAGUGCUUUCGACCUCAGUCGCUUCUCCGAUUCCGAAUCCGAGGAACAGACCUCUCGUUCUCCUGCAAGGACCCCGUCCGAGUUUUUGUCUUCAGCUUUCCGCGGCAUCAAAAAGAUCACUCCCGGCCGGGAGGAGUUUGCGAGGCUCACGCGCCAACCUUCACAGCUCGGUCUACGACGACCCGCUGAGUCUAACAUUCCCACCGCAGAGCGACCGUCCAUAUCGUCUCCUAUCCAUAUAAAGUCUCCAAACCCACUCCAGGCGCAACAUGCACGGAGCCUGAGUCUCCAAAACAGUCUUGCAAAACCUUUACCGGAACCUCCUCCACCGACGCUCUCCCCAACGAGCCCAUCAACGCCUACGCCAUUCACUCAACCGCCGCUGGAAACGAUUGUGAACGCAGAAGAAGACUGGAUGGACAACAAUCGAAUGAGCCCCAUGGAUUCGGCAUCAUCGAUGGAGAUGGGAGGUGGCGGCACGUAUAUGAGAUUUCAAGAGACUGCACGACAGGAUGUUAGCAUGAGUAGCAGUCAGAGCAGCUUCGCAAGUGUUCACAGAUCAGAAGGGGGAGAUGGACGCCAUGAAAACUCGACGCAGAGGAGUAAUGGGCCAAUGUCGGCCGGCCCCUCCCCCAACGGUGGCCCAGGGAGGUCACAGGUAGCGGGUGGCGGUGGGCCGCAACCAAUGCCCUCGCCAUCACAGCAUUUGUCGGGUUUGAUGUGCAACGUGCACCGGACAACAGGCAGAGAGCCGCCGCCUUUGGUUGGUGCUACUACGACAGUCUUGGGAGACAAACUAUUCGUAUUUGGUGGAAGGGUACUGUCGAGAAGCAAGCCAGCGCCACUGACGGCUGAUCUAUACGAGUUGGACCUCAUCCGACGACACUGGUCUAAAAUCGAGGCGACCGGAGAUGUUCCCCCACCUCGGUAUUUUCACUCCAUGUGCGCCCUCGGCGACACGAAACUCGUCUGUUAUGGCGGUAUGUCCCCGAUAUCAAGCCAAAACACCAUACCACAGGAUCAACAACCCGAGGUCAAGGUCAUGUCGGAUAUAUACAUUUAUGACGCACCCACAAGGAAGUGGACCUUCGUUCAGACACAAGAGGCUCCCCAGGGACGAUAUGCUCACUGUGCAUGCAUUCUCCCGUCGUCGGCCGCUUUCGCAUCUCACAGGGCCCCGUUCUCAGCGCUUCAGCAUAAUCCUUCAUCGGGGAACCCCAAUGAGGGCCGCAUUGGAAUCAACAUUGAUGGGACUGGCGGCGCAGAAAUGGUGGUUAUAGGAGGCCAAGAUGCCGCAAAUCACUAUAUUGAACAGAUCAGUGUCUUCAACCUGCGAAGCCUCAAGUGGGUUUCAACGGAACAACUGGGCAAGAGCUGCGGUGCAUAUAGAAGUGUGGUUGCUCCCCUUCCACCAUCCCUCGCGGCAAAAAUAGGCAAGCCACACCCGGUUAGCGGACGGCCGGACCCAGGAGCUACUUCCCAGGAGGCCAAGGAUGCCGGCUCUAGCAUGCUGAUUUACAGCAACUACAACUUUCUCGACGUUAAGUUGGAGUUGCAAGUAAGAUCGAGUGAUGGAACCCUUGUCGAGACGACGAUGAAAGAGCAAUACAGUCCGCCAGGAUUACGAUUUCCCAAUGGAGGAAUCAUCGAUCACUACUUCGUGGUUAGUGGCACCUAUCUCACCUCAUCGAAGCAGGAAUAUGCACUCUGGGCGUUGGAUCUACGGAACCUCAGCUGGAGUAGAAUCGAUGCCGGAGGGGCUGUUUUUAGUCAAGGAAGUUGGAACAGAGGCGUGUUGUGGAACAGGAGGAACACGUUCGUCGUCUUGGGUCACCGAAAGAGAAGCCUUGUGGAUGACUAUAAUCAUCGGCGCAUCAACUUCAGCAAUGUCUGCAUGGUAGAGCUGGAGGCCUUUGGAUUCUAUGACAAUCCUCGGAAAACGGCGCCCAUGAGCGGCUUCGUCAGUGCCAGUAGUCCUUAUACCGGUCCUGGUUUGAGUCUAGCCCGUAAGGCGGGCUUUACUGCCGGCGGUAGACAACACAGCCGUGCUGCCGAAGAGCUCGGAGAGAAGGCGCUUACGAUGCGGGAAUUGGCGGACAUGGAUAUUCUCUGCAUAGGCGGUGAACGGAUACCUGUCAACUCUAGAAUCAUUGCAAGGCGAUGGGGGCCGUAUUUUGUCCAGCUGCUCCGGGAAGGGACAGCCUGCCAGGAUGGUAGCGACGUCAUGACACUCAGAUCCAACUCCAUUUCGGCGUCGUCUGGUAUGGGCCGCAGCUCCAACAUGACACCCACGCCCGGAAACAGAAAUACGAUGGAGAGCCAGAUGUCGGUAUACUCGGGUGGUAGCUCAGCUGGCAAGCCGCCCAGCACCGCCGCCACAUCCGUGGCGGGAAGCAUCAUGUCACCAACGGGUGUAGACGCUGCCGCGCUCAACAGUGCACCAACACCGCGUACUCUUGCGCCUAAUAACCGACCACGAUGCCUCUAUCUACCGCACACCUUCCUCACCAUCCAAGCACUUCUCCACUUCCUCUAUACCUCCAGCCUCCCCCAGCCUACCUCGCCGUUGUGCACUCCACAGAUUCUCUGCAGUCUUCUUCAAAUAGCGCGGCCGUAUCGAGUGGAUGGUCUCCUUGAAGCGGUGGUGGAGCGCCUGCAUAACCUACUUGACAGCCGAAACGCAGCCGCAGUCUUCAAUGCCACUGCCAUGGCCGCCGGAGGCGGACGUGGCAUUGACGGUACCCUCAACCCCAACUUCUUCCCGCCUGCCGACUUGGAUGGACUGGCUAGUCCGGUCGGAUCAAUGCCGCCUUCCGCAAACGGCAGUGAAUAUGGUGGCGGCGGCAGUAGCCUUGCUGCAAGGACUGCCGCAUUGCAUAUCAAUACGACCGGGCUUCAGCAGGGCAGGAGGCCGCCUGACGAGGAGUUGAGCGCUACGAACAGCGUGAGUGGAAGUGAGUGGUCAGAGAUUGGGGAGCAUGAGAGGGAACGAGGAGGUGAAAUCUGGUCUGGAGAGCUAAGCAGCGUGAUUGGUCUGCAGAAGAGAGGUUUGAGGGGGCUAAUGGAGGGUCGGAGGAUGAGAGAGCGGACGGGAACGAACCCUGGGAUGGGACUGGGAGGGCCAGGGCCGUCGAGUGGACAUGGAGGUCCCGGAGGACCGAGCCUUUACGGAUCAACUCCUACGGCGACAUCUUCAAUGCAACAAAUGCAACAACGUGUCGGGACGGGGAUGGGUGGUCCUUGAGCUUUUGUCUGAAGGAUCCAAGUAGGUGAGGUGAACGGAUAGUACAAACUUGGCAUGUCGUUGAUUUACCCGGGGAUUUAGCGGGCAUUUAGGAGGCGGUGGCUAUGUGUGGGAGCCGGAAGUUUAUGUGGAUGCCAUAUACCGAUAGAUGUUUAGUAGAUAUUGAAUAAUGGAUAAGUCCAAAAC
Messenger RNA from Neurospora crassa OR74A, 4266 nucleotides. Its product is annotated as regulatory protein ral2. Lineage: Eukaryota; Fungi; Ascomycota; Sordariomycetes; Sordariales; Sordariaceae. Gene Ontology annotation, biological process: cell redox homeostasis. Gene Ontology annotation, cellular component: mitochondrion; cytosol. The coding region runs from base 790 to 4080 and encodes 1096 amino acids. Gene Ontology annotation, molecular function: protein binding. The record is from RefSeq and is a predicted model, not a curated record. The transcript has a single exon.